Messenger RNA from Helobdella robusta, 369 nucleotides. RefSeq lists its product as hypothetical. Gene Ontology annotation, cellular component: plasma membrane. The coding region runs from base 1 to 369 and encodes 122 amino acids. Lineage: Eukaryota; Metazoa; Annelida; Clitellata; Rhynchobdellida; Glossiphoniidae. The record is from RefSeq and is a predicted model, not a curated record. The transcript is spliced from 3 exons.
AUGCCUCCGAGGUACAUCGGCUGCUACACAGAUGACAAGAAACCCGGAAUGAGAGACCUCCAGUUCAGUAGCAUCGACGGCCGAAUGACUCCCGUCUUCUGCAGCGAUGUCUGUUACCGCCACAAUUACACAGUCUUCGGAGUACAAUAUCACAACGAAUGCUACUGUUCACAUUCGUACGGAGCGUAUGGAGUUGGAAAUGGAUGCAGUUACACGUGUUCUGGUGAUUCGCGCGAAAUCUGCGGCGGAGCAUCGAUGAAUAGCGUUUACUCUGUUUGUGACAAAGGAAUGCACGGAUUGAAAUGCAACCUGAAAUGUCCUUGUGCUCCGCUGUGCACCUGCCACCGUUUGAAUGCCUCAAUCAUCUGA